Messenger RNA from Colletotrichum higginsianum IMI 349063, 1092 nucleotides. Its product is annotated as transmembrane alpha-helix domain-containing protein. Lineage: Eukaryota; Fungi; Ascomycota; Sordariomycetes; Glomerellales; Glomerellaceae. The transcript has a single exon. The coding region runs from base 1 to 1092 and encodes 363 amino acids. The record is from RefSeq and is a predicted model, not a curated record.
AUGGCUCUUUCGACAAAAACGACGUACAUUGCGUCGACGUUCCCUGAGAACCCCCUUCCGACCGACUUCUCACCGCCCGCGUCCUCCUGCUCCGGCGUCUACCUCACAAACAACGUCUAUGCCAUAGACAACGACCAGAAAUGCCUGCCCAGCAAGUUUAACGGCGCCAGCUCGGCAUUCUACUCCCCCGGCACCGUCUGCCCGACAGGCUACACCGCCCAACCGCAAUGCUCGCGCAAUGGCGGCGUCCGCUCCAUCACGACCGUCACCUGCUGCCCAUACCGCGGCGACAUGACGCUGUCCUGCGUCGAGGACGACAUGACGCUCGCCGGCGUCUGGGAGACGCAAUUUUGCACGUGGAUGGCCGGCCCCGCAACCGUGGUCGACAUCACGCGGACGGACGACGGCACUGUGGCCACGCAGGCUGUGACGAUGAAGAACCGGGAUGGCGUGAACGCAUGGGGAAUCAGGAUGGUGUACCAGGCGAGCGACCUCGUACCCAAGACGACAUCGGUGACGACCACGGCGGCAGCAACCACGGCGGGGACAGCGACGGAGACGGGAAGCGGCACGACGGCCGCCGCUACUUCGUCCGGGACAGGAACCGCGGCGGCAGCUGGUAACUCCGGCACCGCCGGCAGCGGCGAGUCGGGCGUGAGUGAGGGUUUGUCACAGGGCGCCGUUAUCGCCGUGGCGGUCGUCAUCCCCGUGGUCGUGAUCGCGGCGCUCGUGGGUUUGUUCUUGUGGUGGAGGCGACGGAAGCACCGGUACGCGGGCGUGAAGCCCGUCGACACGACACCGACGGCGCCCGAGAUGGACGGGCAGUCGUCGGUGGGCGGCGAGCAGGGCGCUUAUGCGUACCAAACACAGCAAUACGCUCAGCAACAGCAACAGCAGCAAACACCCCCGCCGUUGCAGGAGAUGACGGGAACAGACAUCGCGGGCUACUACCAGAACGACAAGGUGCUGAUGAACCCUUCGAUGGGAGGCGGCCACACGCAGUUCAAGGGGUGGACACCGCCGGCGCAGGUGGCAGAGCUAGGAACGGGAGAGGGGCCGAUGGAGCUGCCCGCGGACAACGGUCGGAGGUAG